Messenger RNA from Brassica oleracea var. oleracea, 1157 nucleotides. RefSeq lists its product as uncharacterized. The record is from RefSeq and is a predicted model, not a curated record. The coding region runs from base 129 to 275 and encodes 48 amino acids. Lineage: Eukaryota; Viridiplantae; Streptophyta; Magnoliopsida; Brassicales; Brassicaceae. The transcript has a single exon.
GAGAAUAUAUGAAAGAUGAAACACAUGGUAAACCUAGAAGUGCUAUAAAUUGAGGGAAGCUCUCUAUCUGCAACCAUUACUAAAGAGCUACAAAAAAAAAAAGAAACACACAAAAUCCUUACUUAAAAAUGGCAGUGAUGAGUCACGACAAAGCAAAAGGCAGGCUAUACGAGUCAGCUCACACACGGCCAAUUCCUUAUAACUCAAAAAUUGUUGGCCAAGAGAACGGCGGAGACGAUGACGAUGACGACAGUGACGUGGCUCCGGCGGCUUGAUCUUCCGCACUGACAGUUAAAUAAGUAGUAAUUGUGCUUCUUAUCUUAGAAACACACACAACACAAAUAUAUAUAAGCUUAGCUGAGCUGCUGAAGCACUAGAUCGUGCCUGUAUUUAUCCAUGUCGCAAGCAAGGUUUAGUAUUUAUUAGAUAAACAACAUUUUUGACUUUGGAGUGUUGAGAGACUUAGCUAGAUUUAAGUAAUAAUAUUAUGUAUCGGUGACUAUUACUUAUGAAUCAUGAAAUAAUAAUAUUACAUUGUGUACACAAGAUUUCUGUCAUUAUAUAUAUACACAUAUAAAUAUAUAUGUGUGUGUAAUACAAUCUUAUCUUCCUUCUGCUCAUCCUUUUUGUCGCCUCUCUAACUCGUAGGACCACUUACAGCAAAUUUUAGUAAAUUAAUAUAUAUGAUUCAAAUGUGAGGUAUAUAUAAGAAAUGAGUUUAUUGGGUGCAUAGCUGAUGCAGCGUAGAAUUAGGAUAAUUACCAUUUAUUUUUAUUAUCUUUAUUUUAAUUUUUUUUAUUUUAAUUAAGAUUAGGGUUUUCAUAGUUUUUAUGUUUUCAUAUAUAUAUAUGCUUUAUUCAGUUUUUGAUUAAUUAAUAAAAAUUAAAAGUUUUCUCUUUAUUACUUGUUUUCGAUAGAUCGGUGAUCUCAACGAAUUUAAGAAAACUUGGUUUAUUCGGGGACUUUAAGACUAAACGAAUAACCUUGUAAUUAUUCUAAUUUUCUGAAUAUUCUCAGAAUCAACGGAUCUCUAAUUCUAUUAUAUAAAGUUUCCGCUUCGUCAAUAGCACUACGAGAAAAUAAAGAUAUUGUGAUUAAAUUUUGAUACUAAUCAUUUUGGUCACAGAUCUGUUACAUUAUUGAUACGAUAUAGUAAC